Amphimedon queenslandica is the source of this 696-nucleotide messenger RNA. RefSeq lists its product as uncharacterized. The coding region runs from base 157 to 576 and encodes 139 amino acids. Lineage: Eukaryota; Metazoa; Porifera; Demospongiae; Haplosclerida; Niphatidae. The transcript has 6 exons. The record is from RefSeq and is a predicted model, not a curated record.
CCUGGUAAUCCAGGUUCCCAGUCCCCUACUGAAGCUCACUCCAAUAAGAAUAAUAACAAUAUAUAUGACAAGCUUGGUGCUCUAGAGUCUAGCAAUACUUAUGAGCAGCCUGAUGCUGUUGCACUUCAUUUAGGUUCUAUUGCAUCUCCUGACCCGAUGUAUCAGGAACCAGGGACUCUAAUGCCUCCUUCUACUCCUGGCAGUCGCUCAAGAUCAAAAUCACCAUCUCAUCUGAAUUCAUUGUACUCAGAACCACUUGACUCAGCUCAGGCCACUCCCAUAAGGUCUCGUUGCUCUAUUACUCCUCAGCGGUUUGACUCUCAGCCAGCAAUGGACUCUGGUCUUGUGGAUAUGCCUGGAUAUACUGAAAUACCAGCUAACAAUAGAAAGAGUACUAUUAGUAAAAGAAAAUCGGAAAUUCGUAGCCCAAGCGUUCCAUUACCUCCUACUCCUGUUGAAGAAGAGGCAAAACAUCAGUAUGCUGAUAUGGGAGAAAUAAGAAAAAAUAAAGUUAUAGCUCCACCCAUUGUAAUUAAUGAUGAUGUCAUAUAUGCUGACGUGACUAGUGUAUCAUGAGAUUGAGAGACUCGACUGUCAUCUUUUCCUUCAUUCUUCUCUUUUAUCUUACAAUAACAUACUGUAUAUAGCUUUGUGUUUAAAAUUUUGUGGAUUGAUCAAAAUAAGGUUUCAAGCAUA